Austrofundulus limnaeus is the source of this 3351-nucleotide messenger RNA. RefSeq names its product protein phosphatase 2, regulatory subunit A, beta b (gene ppp2r1bb). The record is from RefSeq and is a predicted model, not a curated record. Gene Ontology annotation, biological process: protein dephosphorylation. The transcript is spliced from 15 exons. Gene Ontology annotation, molecular function: protein phosphatase regulator activity; protein binding. Lineage: Eukaryota; Metazoa; Chordata; Actinopteri; Cyprinodontiformes; Rivulidae. Gene Ontology annotation, cellular component: nucleus; protein phosphatase type 2A complex; cytoplasm. The coding region runs from base 32 to 1801 and encodes 589 amino acids.
GCGCCAUUCUAAAACUGCUACAGUAUCCAAAAUGGCAGGAGCUGAUGGAGACGACUCUCUGUACCCUAUCGCCGUUCUUAUUGAUGAACUGCGGAAUGAGGACGUCCAGUUACGUCUCAACAGCAUCAAGAAGCUGUCGACUAUCGCUUUAGCUUUGGGUGUAGAGAGGACGCGCACCGAACUCCUGCCUUUUCUCACAGAUACCAUCUAUGAUGAAGAUGAGGUGCUGUUGGCAUUGGCAGAGCAGCUUGGCAAUUUCACCAUGUUGGUGGGAGGGCCGGAGUAUGUCCACUGUCUCCUGCCUCCUCUGGAGAGUCUUGCAACUGUGGAAGAGACUGUAGUCAGAGACAAAGCUGUGGAAUCCCUGCGAAAGAUCUCUCAGGAGCACUCUCCGGUUGACCUGGAAGUUCACUUUGAGCCUUUAGUGAAGCGACUGGCCAGUGGUGACUGGUUCACCUCUCGCACAUCAGCCUGUGGCCUCUUUAGUGUGUGUUAUCCUCGUGUCUCCAGCACUGUUAAGGCUGAAAUUCGCCAACAUUUUCGCACCUUGUGCUCUGACGAUACUCCUAUGGUGCGCCGUGCUGCAGCAUCGAAACUGGGAGAGUUUGCUAAAGUUUUGGAGUUGGAUUAUGUAAAAACCGACAUUAUUCCACUCUUCACUGCUCUGGCCUCAGAUGAGCAGGACUCAGUGCGGCUGCUUGCGGUGGAGGCCUGUGUCAGUAUUGCCACUCUCUUGCCUCAAGAAGACCUGGAGACGCUUGUAAUGCCAACUUUGCGCCAGGCUGCAGAAGAUAAAUCCUGGAGGGUUCGUUACAUGGUGGCUGACAAGUUUUCUGAGCUCCAGAAGGCAGUCGGGCCAGAGAUCACAAAGAACGACCUGGUCCCAGCCUUCCAAAACCUUCUGAAAGAUUGUGAAGCUGAGGUUCGAGCUGCUGCUGCUAACAAAGUCAAAGAAUUCUGUGAGAAUCUCCCGGAGGACAAUCGUGAACAAAUCAUCAUGACUCAUAUUCUGCCUUGUGUCAAGGAACUUGUUUCAGACACAAACCAGCAUGUGAAGUCAGCUCUGGCCUCAGUCAUUAUGGGCCUGUCCACCAUCCUGGGAAAGGAUAACACAAUAGAGCACUUACUGCCUCUCUUCCUGACUCAGCUUAAGGACGAGUGUCCUGAGGUGCGUCUCAACAUCAUCUCCAAUCUAGACUGUGUGAACGAGGUGAUCGGCAUCCGUCAGCUCUCUCAGUCACUGCUGCCAGCGAUCGUCGAGCUGGCUGAAGAUGCCAAGUGGAGGGUCCGCCUGGCCAUCAUAGAGUACAUGCCUUUGUUGGCAGGACAGCUGGGAGUGGAGUUCUUUGAUGAAAAACUGAACACCCUUUGUAUGGCCUGGCUUAUUGAUCAUGUGUAUGCCAUUCGUGAAGCAGCCACCUCAAACCUAACCAAGCUUGUAGAGAAGUUUGGAGCCGAGUGGGCGCAGAACACCAUUGUGCCCAAAGUGCUGGGAAUGGCCAAUGACCCCAAUUACCUCCACAGGAUGACCACUCUGUUCUGCAUCAACGCUUUGUCAGAGGCUUGUGGCCAGGAUAUCACUACUAAACAGAUGCUGCCAGUAGUCCUAAAGAUGUCCAAUGAUCAGGUGGCCAAUGUGCGUUUCAAUGUGGCCAAGUCCCUUCAGAAGAUCGGACCAGUCCUGGAUAGCAACGCCCUUCAAACAGAAGUGAAGCCAGUGCUGGAGAAGCUUGCCUCRGACUCAGACAUGGAUGUGAAGUACUUCGCCCAGGAGGCCAUUAGUGUUUUGGCCCUAGCGUAACCAUCUCAACAUGCCUAAAGCAGAAAACCCCCAUAAACAAAACCACACAAACAGUUCUACAAGAUAUUUAUUGAUGUUCAGGAACAUCUGGUUAUUGUAUAGAGAAUAGCUGUUAACAGUUGUUUUACUCAGCCACCCUCCCCUACAAUUUUUUUUAUUUUGUUUUCUGUGUCCAGACAUCCUGAACAGCCUUCUUAGUUAACUGUCUUUGCUAUAAAUGGAUGCUUUUAUACAAGCAAAGUAAGAUGAAAUUGAAUUAAGAGGUGCAUGCUAACUAAUGUGCUACUGUACUCGCUAGGCAUUGCUAACAGACCCCCCCCCCACUCUUACAUUCCUCCCUCCCUCCCCCCACUCUCUCCCCCUGUAGUCCACUGUUGUACUUGAGCUUUGCUGCAAACCGUGUCUGUUUGCUACUUAGUAGGGCUCUGCUCUGGACCUUCCCUCUGAGCUAGAUGGAAACUUUCAGCUGCAAAUGGUGCAACAGGCUGUUUACUUAACUAAGCUUCCUCCUGAAUCAGCCCUUCAACAAGCGCUCUGUCCCCAGAGACACUCAGCUGGCUUUUCACACAAGUGAUUUAAACAUCUGUGUAGGUCAAGUAGUGUUUUUGUUUGUUUUUGUUCCUCCUUUCCCCACCAGACCAAACCUGUCCUUUCCUAAAUGCUUUAUAGGAUUUUAUUGUACAAACCCCUAACAAAGAGAAAAUAUGUGUGUUUGUUGAUGAUUGCAUGCACUCAUCACCCUCACUUUGUACUUUCCCAUCUCCAUCCACCAGACCAUCAUGUCCUCCUGCACUGUUUGUUCUCUGCAGCAGCACAGAUAUCACCUCAGCCCGAUGUGUAAUGGGGACCAGUCCAGUUUUAGCAAAUUACUCAUAAUUACCUCGUCUAAAUCCUGAUGAUUUUGUUGAUGAACCACAGUAGGAAGCAGAAGUCAGUUAUGUUUUUCUGCAUUAUGUUGUCAGUGUUGCUCUCAAUCAUUGUGCUAAUGAUUUUGAGUAGUUUGUUUUUAAGUACGCCUCAAAUUGUUUUGGUCCUGCCUUAUUGUGUAAAACGACAGCAUUCUUUUCAGAGUGGGACAUUUACGCUCGGUAAAACAAACUAAGAACAGCUACGAAAGUAAACGCAAAACCACAGAACUCUUAUUCCACCUAGUUUUCUUUGUAAAUCCUUGCCCAGUUCUCUUCUGGAGGGAUGUUGGGAGUCACUCCUUACAUCUUUAGAGCAAGUGAACUGGCGCUCGCUUUCAAGGAAAAACAGUUGGGUGUGAGUGUGUUCGUAAAUCCACUUUAUGUUUUUAUUUUGGGUGUGGGAGCUGGGGGUGUUUAUAAGACGGGUUAAAUAAACUUGUCGUUUGUGUUCAUAGACCUAUUUUUUUUGUCUUUUCCUAACAACUCUUAUUCCCUUCCCUCUUAUUCUGUUCUCUUAAGUAAACCUUGAAUGUUGAUUGUCCUGUAUCACAAAACAGUGCUUUGAUUUGUAUUUUGAAUUCUAUUUGCAGUCUGUAUGCUGUACUACUGUAUCUUGAUCCGAAUAAAGUAARACAAACCAGU